GUGCUUGUUAAACGAUCACCAGACGGUUGUUGCUGUUUGGACAUAGAUGUUCUGUUAUAAAUCGUCAUCAAAGAUAUGAAGGCUUGAAAUAAUUUCUGGCAUUCGAAGGCACGAAGUUGGUGUAUGACUUGACAUGGCUUCGGAAGAAACUCCUGGUGAAUUGGUUUGUACAAUUUGCAAUAAUAUUUUCAAAAAUCCACGGAUAUUGUCUUGUUUACAUACAUUUUGUUAUGACUGUAUCGCUAAGCAAACACACGAUUUUCACAUACAUGCCAGCUGUUUCCUUUGCCGUGCCGACUUUAGUCCCUGUACUAAGAAUAGAUCCUCAUUCAGACCAGAUACCUACAUCGCCAGUCAGGUGGACCUAUACCAAUUGAAGGCAGGCAAAACGUUGUGUGUUGUGUGCCAGCUCAGAGAUGUACAGCAAUAUGCCACACAUUACUGUGUAGAUUGCUGCGACAUGUUAUGCAGCACGUGCGCAGAACAUCAUUCCUUUACCAGAUUGACUUUUGAACAUCAAGUGGUCAAAAGAACAGAUGUACAGGAAGGAAAAUACGACAGUAUCAUCCUACAAAAACGUCUUCUGACUUGUAGUGAACAUCCCUGUAAACAACUAAAGUACUAUUGCAAGUCCUGUUAUUAUCCUGUCUGUGAACAGUGUUUAGUUUAUCACAAAAAGGACCAUGAGGUUGUUGUAAAACACGACGCUCUGAAGAAAUCUAGAGCAACAGAAAUCGAGCGGAUGUGUUCUGAACUUCAACCUCGUCUACGUCGGAUAAUGACUGUACAACAGAUCACGAAAAAUGGUAUUGAAGAGAUUGAAAAGAAAAAGAUAGAACUUCCGAGAAAGAUUCAAAGUCUUUGUGACAAACUAAAACAUCUGGUCAAAAAAAAUGGAACAGAGGCAAUCCAGACGACGUCAUUAGAACUUACAAAUAUAAAGCAGAAACUGGCAACACAUAAAUCUGACGUGGAUGCUUAUUUGGAAAAACUGGGACCAUCACUGAAGACAUGUGAAACACUCGUUUCUGGUGCAAAUACGUUACACAUAUUGCCAAUCGCAGAUAUACUUCUGAGGAAGUUAUCAUAUUUGGCAACCAUUGAUAGGCCAUCUGAUAACGCAGAGAGACAGACACUGACUGUAGAAUUUCAAACUUCUCUCAAAGAUACAAUUUGUAACACAACACUUACACGAACUGAUGUUCAUCUAACCAAUGAAGAAGGUGCAAUCGUAGCGGCAUCUGUACCUAUUAGAUCACGCAUUCGACCAGCGCUUUAUCACGGUAAAUCUCACGAACAAAAGACACCAACACUGGUUAACUGCACUGUCAAAUCUCCAUCUGCAUCGGUAUUGAGAACAGAAAAACUGCAACAAACGAAAGACAUUAGUACAAAACCACAGUCUACAAUAAGAGGUAAAACAAAACCCGAUAUCUCCACGGGCGCCAAACCUAACAAGAAUGUAAUCGAUGAGGUAGAACUCAAAGAGGAUUCUAGUACGGUAGAGGAACAAAACAAGAAAUCUGAUUCAAUGGAAGAAGCCAGCAAACAAGCCAAUGCAGUCAAUGCUAAACAGGCAACAACCAGGAAUGAAAACGAUUUGAAUCAAGUCGGUGUGAAGGGAAAUAUGACUAGUUCUCCGAGGGGAAACCAAAGUGCAUCUGACCUAACAACCGUCAGUAAGUACGAACUUGUCCGAUGUUUGUCAUUGGAGACACUCGCCGAUUCUCGUAAACCUGCUGUGACGUCAGUCGCUUGGGUCAAUAGUAACUCCUUUGUGGUUAGCGAUAUGGAUAACAAUAAGAUAACUGUUUUUAACACAAAUGGGACAGUUGAGUGGAGUACGCCAGUAUACGGUUUAUUAGGUGUGGCCUGCGUCAAGGACGUCAUUGCAUGCUCAAGAAAGGGGUAUAUUACGUUACUCAAGAAUAAAAAACAAACAAAAAGCAUAAAGAUGAAAAGCGGAAGCAUCACUCCACUCCUGACAAGAACAGUCGAUGGACAAUUUCUUGGAACAACUUCAUAUGAUCGAAAUAUUUUAGAAACCUUUACUACCAGUGGGGAAAGCAAAACACAAAUUAAAAUCAAAGGAUGCAGCGUCAACAUGAUUUCAAGUAACGAUGAGUGGCACAUCGUCUCGGAUUGGUCUAUGAAUAGUCUCUUUUUCAUCGACAAAACAUCUGGAAGGAUUGCGAAGGAAGCCAAGUUACCAGGACCAUUAAAGCUAUGGGGUCAUCAUGGAGGGCACUGUACAGAUGACAAUUCGGUGUUGGUGGCUGACUACUAUGGACAGAAAAUCAUUGUUCUGUCAAAAGACGGAAGCUACCUACAUAAUUGGUCUCUACCGUCGGCUAUCUACCAUCCAGUUGAUCAAGAUUUCCAUAGUAGUGGACAGUUAAUAGUCACUGGGAAACACCACGUGGCAAUCUUUGUUAAGAGACUGAGUUAAAAAUAAAACGUGACUGAGACUUUGAAUUAAACGCACCU
Molecule: messenger RNA, 2487 nt
Organism: Mizuhopecten yessoensis (Yesso scallop)
Lineage: Eukaryota; Metazoa; Mollusca; Bivalvia; Pectinida; Pectinidae
Product: E3 ubiquitin-protein ligase TRIM56-like
Exons: 2
Coding region: 134-2449 (771 amino acids)
Biological process (GO): positive regulation of DNA-templated transcription
Cellular component (GO): nucleoplasm; chromatin
Molecular function (GO): ubiquitin-protein transferase activity; zinc ion binding
Source: RefSeq, a predicted model, not a curated record